AUACCAUGAUGUCCACUUCUAUUCUUUCCUACCUGUGAAAACUCGGCGGCCAACAGAUUUUCCUCCAGAGUCCAACCUCUCUCUCUCUCUCUCGAUACGUAGUAGAAUUCUUCACAUCCAUUUCCUCUUCCAAUCUUUCUAGUGAUAAUGGAUUUGUUUGAGGGAAAUUUCGAACUUAAAGAGAUUCAGAAACUUGAAGGUCACACUGAUAGGGUUUGGAAUCUCGCUUGGAAUCCAGCUACUGGAAUCUCUGGAAUUCCUGCUAUGCUUGCUUCUUGCAGUGGUGAUAAAACUGUUCGUAUAUGGCAACAGAACUCAUUCGACACUUCCUGGGAAUGCAAGGCGGUUUUGGAUGAAACACAUACAAGAACAGUUAGGUCCUGUGCUUGGUCACCUUGUGGGAAACUAUUAGCUACUGCCAGUUUUGAUGCUACUACUUCUAUUUGGGCAAAUGUUGGUGGUGAUUUUGAAUGUGUUUCCACUCUUGAGGGUCACGAGAAUGAAGUCAAAAGUGUUUCAUGGAAUCCAGCUGGUUCCCUUCUUGCAACAUGCAGUCGAGACAAAUCUGUUUGGAUAUGGGAAGUCUUACCAGGGAAUGAGUGUGAGUGUCUUUCAAUCUUGCAAGGACACACACAGGAUGUGAAGAUGGUUCAGUGGCAUCCAUUUCUGGAUUUGUUGUUUACUUGCAGUUAUGAUAACACUAUUAAGAUUUGGGCUGAAGAUGGUGAUAGCGAUGACUGGCAUUGUGUCCAAACUUUAAACGAAGCUAGCAAUGGGCACUCAUCUACAGUUUGGGCAUUAUCUUUUAACGCUGCAGGGGACAGAAUGGUCACCUGUAGUGACGAUCUUAGCUUGAAAAUAUGGGAAAGUGACCCCAAAGCAACACCACCAGCUGAAGAUGGCUUUACUCCAUGGAGACAUGUUUCCACUCUCGCUGGAUAUCAUGAUCGAACAAUAUUCUCAGUUCAUUGGUCGAGGGAGGGCAUAAUUGCUAGUGGAGCUGCUGAUGAUGCUAUACGUCUUUUCAUCAGGAAUGAAGAGGUUGAUGGACCAUCAUAUAAAUUGCUGCUUAGGAAGGAGAAGGCCCAUGAUAUGGACGUAAAUGCAGUACAAUGGAGCUCCCAGGGAACUAAGUUACUAGCUUCUGCAAGUGAUGAUGGGACUAUAAAGAUAUGGGAGUUGGCAUCGGUAGCCUGAUCUUAGUUCUUUUUAUCUUUUUAGUAUGUUUUUUUUGGCAGCUACCAUUGGCUUCUGUUACAUAUAGGCCCACGUGGGGAAGUUUCCCAGGGUGAACCUUUAUGAGAAUGAACUCUUCAUUGUAUAAAUUAUCAACAACUAUAUAUACAAAGUUAUUACGACAGGGUUCUGAGUAAUUGUUAACCUUUGUGCGUAAGAUGAUUUGAUUA
Molecule: messenger RNA, 1406 nt
Organism: Papaver somniferum (opium poppy)
Lineage: Eukaryota; Viridiplantae; Streptophyta; Magnoliopsida; Ranunculales; Papaveraceae
Product: protein CIA1-like
Exons: 10
Coding region: 148-1197 (349 amino acids)
Biological process (GO): iron-sulfur cluster assembly
Cellular component (GO): cytosolic [4Fe-4S] assembly targeting complex
Molecular function (GO): protein binding
Source: RefSeq, a predicted model, not a curated record